AUGCUGCGCUGGGUCCGGCAGCAGCUGGGUUUUGACCCACCGCAUCAAAGUGACACAAGAACUAUUUAUAUAGCAAACCGUUUUCCCCAGCAUGGCCAUUAUGUUCCUCAGAAGUUUGCAGACAACAGAAUCAUAUCAUCCAAGUAUACAGUGUGGAAUUUUGUUCCAAAAAACUUAUUUGAGCAGUUCAGAAGAGUAGCCAACUUUUAUUUUCUCAUUAUAUUUUUGGUUCAGCUCAUGAUAGAUACCCCUACCAGUCCUAUUACCAGUGGAUUGCCAUUAUUCUUUGUCAUAACUGUGACAGCCAUAAAACAGGGCUAUGAGGACUGGUUACGUCAUAAAGCAGACAAUGAAGUCAACGGUGCUCCAGUUUAUGUUGUUCGAAGCGGUGGCCUUGUGAAAACCAGAUCUAAAAACAUCCGGGUGGGGGACAUUGUCAGAGUAGCCAAAGAUGAGACUUUCCCUGUUGAUCUGGUGCUCCUGUCGUCUGACCGAGUGGACGGUUCAUGCCAUGUUACCACUGCAAGUUUGGAUGGAGAGACCAAUCUUAAGACGCACGUUGCAGUCCCAGAAACAGCAGUGCUGCAGUCUGUUGCCAACCUGGACAAACUAGUAGCUGUUAUAGAAUGUCAGCAGCCAGAAGCAGAUCUCUACAGAUUUGUUGGAAGAAUAACUGUAAGUCAACAAGCUGAAGAAAUAGUACGACCUCUUGGACCUGAAAGUCUCUUACUUCGUGGAGCAAGAUUAAAAAACACUAAAGAAAUAUUUGGUGUUGCUGUGUAUACAGGUAUGGAGACAAAGAUGGCAUUAAAUUACAAGAGUAAAUCUCAGAAACGGUCAGCAGUAGAAAAAUCCAUGAAUUCCUUUUUGAUUAUUUAUCUAAUAAUCCUCCUCUUUGAAGCCAUUCUGAGUACUAUUUUAAAGUAUGCAUGGCAAGCUGAAGAGAAAUGGGAUGAGCCUUGGUAUAAUGAAAAAACAGAGCAUGAAAGAAACAGCAGUAAGAUCCUGAGAUUUAUUUCAGAUUUUCUUGCUUUUCUGGUACUUUACAAUUUUAUCAUACCCAUUUCACUCUAUGUGACUGUUGAGAUGCAGAAAUUUCUUGGAUCUUUUUUUAUUGGCUGGGAUCUUGACCUCUAUCAUGAAGAAACAAACCAGAGAGCACAAGUAAAUACUUCAGACCUCAAUGAGGAAUUAGGACAGGUAGAGUAUGUGUUUACAGACAAAACUGGUACAUUAACUGAAAAUGAGAUGCAGUUUCGUGAGUGCUCCAUUAAUGGCAUAAAGUACCAAGAGGUCAAUGGUAAACUAACUCCAGAGGGAUUUUCUGAAGAUUCUCCAGAUGGAAAUAGGCGUGGUUUGGUAAGGUUCUUGUUUUCCCACCAUUAGUCAUCCUAGAUGGAAAGUGUUUUAUUUCAGAGAAGUAUUCCUGUGCCAUUAGUGAAAGAGGAAGAGCUCUUCUUGAAAGCAGUCUGUCUGUGUCAUACAGUGCAGAUCAAUGCAGAUCAGACAGAUGGUGCUGAUGGUCCCUGGCAUGCCAAUGGAAUCACAUCCCCGCUGGAAUAUUAUGCUUCCUCACCGGAUGAGAAGGCUUUAGUGGAAGCUGCGAGCCGGGUUGGAGUAGUAUUUACUGGAAUUAGUGGAGACAGUAUGGAAGUAAAAAGUCUUGGAAAACCAGAGAGGUAUAAAUUGCUUCACGUUCUGGAGUUUGAUCCAAAUCGCAGACGAAUGAGUGUCAUUGUAGAGAGUCCCUCAGGGGAGAAGCUUUUAUUCACAAAGGGAGCAGAAUCUUCCAUUCUGCCUCGUAGUAAGAGUGGAGAAAUAGAUAAAACAAGGAUACAUGUGGAUGAAUUUGCUUUGAAAGGCCUGAGAACUUUGUGCGUGGCCUACAGAAGAUUCACACCCGAGGAGUACCAGGAAAUUGGCAAACGCCUUCAUGAGGCCAGGACUGCCUUACAGCAGCGGGAAGAGAGAUUAGCAGAUGUGUUCAACUUCAUAGAAAGGGAUCUGGAAUUACUGGGGGCUACAGGAGUAGAAGACAAGCUGCAGGAGAAAGUCCAAGAGACUAUAGAAGCCCUCAGACUGGCUGGUAUCAAAGUGUGGGUGCUCACUGGAGACAAGCAUGAAACAGCUGUUAGUGUCAGUUUAUCCUGUGGACACUUUCACAGAACCAUGAACAUCCUUGAGCUUGUGCAGCACAAGUCAGACAGUACCUGUGCAGAACAGCUGAGGCAGCUAGCCAAGAGAAUAAAGGAAGACCAUGUUAUCCAGCAUGGACUGGUUGUGGAUGGGACCAGCCUCUCUCUUGCACUCAGGGAACAUGAAAAACUGUUCAUGGAAGUUUGCAAAAACUGUUCUGCAGUGUUGUGCUGUCGCAUGGCACCCCUUCAGAAGGCAAAGGUGGUUCGACUGUUAAAAACCUCUCCAGAGAAGCCCAUAACGUUAGCGAUCGGAGAUGGUGCUAAUGAUGUGAGCAUGAUCCAGGAGGCACAUGUUGGCAUAGGAAUCAUGGGCAAGGAAGGAAGGCAAGCUGUAAGAAACAGUGACUAUGCAAUAGCACGGUUUAAAUUCCUCUCCAAGUUGCUUUUUGUUCAUGGGCACUUUUACUAUAUUAGAAUAGCAACCCUUGUACAGUACUUUUUUUAUAAGAAUGUGUGCUUUAUUACACCACAAUUUUUAUAUCAGUUCUUCUGUUUGUUUUCACAACAAACACUCUAUGAUAGUGUAUACCUGACUUUGUACAAUAUUUGUUUCACUUCCCUGCCUGUCCUCAUCUACAGUCUUUUUGAGCAGCAUGUGCACCCGCAUGUAUUGCAGAGUAAACCUGUGCUCUACAGAGACAUCAGUAAAAAUGCCCAUCUGGGGUUUAAACCAUUUCUUUACUGGACCAUCUUGGGCUUCUUUCAUGCAUUUGUUUUCUUUUAUGGCUCGUAUCUUCUGAUGGGAGAAGACACUUCUCUGCUGGGAAAUGGCCAGAUGUUUGGGAACUGGACAUUUGGUACUUUGGUCUUCACCGUUAUGGUUAUAACUGUUACGAUGAAGAUGGCACUAGAAACUCACUUCUGGACAUGGAUUAACCAUUUUGUUACUUGGGGAUCCAUUGUGUUUUAUUUCAUAUUCUCCUUGUUUUAUGGGGGGAUUAUCUGGCCAUUUUUACAUACCCAGGACAUGUACUUUGUAUUUGUUCAACUGUUGUCAAGUGGUUCUGCUUGGUUUGCCAUAAUCCUCAUAGUAGUUGCUUGUUUGUUUAUUGAUGUUGUGAAGAAAGUGCUGUACAGACAUCUGCAACCAACAAGUACUGAAAAAGCUCAGCUUACUGAGGCAGGUUCAGGUAUCAACUGCUUGGACUCCAUGUGCUGCUUCUCAGAUGGGGAAACAGCAUGCACAUCUGUUAGAAGAAUGCUGGAACGACUAAUGGGAAGGUGUAGCCCAACCCGGGUCAACAGAUCUUGGAGUUCAUCGGACCCCUUCUAUGCCAACGACAGGAGCGUCCUGACUCUCUCCUCAAUGGACUCAGCCACUUGCUGACAGGGACAUUUUUGAAUGCCUUGUGGAAGCCGUGUGGUGUUCACACACCUGUAGCAGGUGCUGAGGCGAGCUCAGUGUCCAGCGCUGCCCUAGGAAAGCCCAGAGGACUCCUGAGUCCAGGCAGGGCUUGUCUGGCCUGGCAUAAUCUGCACAGCAAUCACUUCCAGGAUUUUUUCUAAUUAUAUCUACAAAUUGCUAAAUAAGUUGGGUUUGGGUUUUUUUAAGUUGUUUUUUUUUUUUGAUCCUUUUUGUUGCUGUAUGAGCAGAUCAAAAUCCUACAUUUAAUACUUAAGACAUCAAUGACAGAAAUCUUUUUCCUCCCAAAUUUGAGUGAUCCAAUUUGAAUCAAUUUGAUUCUCCACAAUGAAACUUUUUAAAGCUGUGUUUUUCAUUAUGACCCGACCCUUCCCUUUAAACACGCAUUCAUUUUGAGCUGUCUUGCAGAUGCUGUCUUAGCAUUUUGCAAAUGAAUUUUGUUACUUCUGUGGACAGUUACUGUAUUCUAUAAGCAAUCAAUUUAGUAAUUUUUGAGAAUUAAAUGCAAUUCAAAUAUUUAUGCUGGUGUAUGAUUGGCAAUAUAUUAGCCAUUGCUUUGAAAAACACUUAACUGUGACAAAUCAGUAAUUAGGAAUAAUAAUGGAUAUAACAGUUCACUGUUCUCCUAAAGUACAAUUCAGAAACCAGUCAUCUUUUAUUAUGCCCUGUGUGUUUUGUUAACAGUUCUGGAUCCUAACAUGGAAAAAAUUGUCAAGAAUUGGUGGAUUGAGCAGAAGUCUCACUAGCAUAAAUUUUUUGAAUUAUUAAUCCUUUUAAAGUUGGGGAAUUUUUGCAUGUUUUGUUCUUUUUCAUGUAUUUAUAUUUGGUCGUGUUGUACUUUGAAGAUAUAAUUAAUGCUUAAUUAUCUUUGUUUAUUGGAAGGAUCCGAGACUUUGAUGGCAAUGUUUUGAUACCUAAGUAUGCCAAUAAAAACAAACUGCACAGUUGGAGCUCUGGGUGGUGCAUCCUGCAGGUGCCUCCCUGCCCCUGUGCAGACGUAUCUGCACAGUGAGGCUGGGGAGCAGUGACCUUGCACUGUUCCCUCAGCCAGGGUGGCUGAGCCCACUGCUUGUCCUGGGAUGUGGGAGACGAAGUGAAGG
This is a messenger RNA of Cinclus cinclus, 4661 nucleotides long. RefSeq names its product ATPase phospholipid transporting 11B (putative) (gene ATP11B). The transcript has 30 exons. Gene Ontology annotation, biological process: phospholipid translocation. Gene Ontology annotation, molecular function: ATP binding; magnesium ion binding; ATP hydrolysis activity. Lineage: Eukaryota; Metazoa; Chordata; Aves; Passeriformes; Cinclidae. The record is from RefSeq and is a predicted model, not a curated record. Gene Ontology annotation, cellular component: plasma membrane; endoplasmic reticulum; trans-Golgi network.